Molecule: messenger RNA, 6140 nt
Organism: Ceraceosorus guamensis
Lineage: Eukaryota; Fungi; Basidiomycota; Exobasidiomycetes; Ceraceosorales; Ceraceosoraceae
Exons: 2
Coding region: 163-5910 (1915 amino acids)
Source: RefSeq, a predicted model, not a curated record
CUCGCAGACCCGAAAUCGAAGCAGCUGCGAGUGAUGCUGACACUCACAUUCCCACACGCAUCCUUUCAUCCUCCUUCACUCGAUUGCUCCUCCGCCCCGAAACGUGCCGUCUGUUUACCGCGCAUCUUGCCUAUGCGGUAACCAUCACCCCUGGUCGCCACUAUGGCAGUCUCUACGCGCUACGGCAACGAGCGGUGGAGUCGUUCGCGUUCCUUGAUCUCGCCCGAGGGCGCCAACGACACCCAAGACCCAUCAUCAGUCAGCGCAGGCUACAACUUCCCUCAGUCCCGCAUCAGACCUCCCGUUCCGCUCGACGUCACCAACGGCGACCCACCAUCGGCAACGCCUCCUGACAUGCCUUCAGUCGUAUCAAACGUCCUGGCUCGGCGGUCCAGCGGUAGCAGUAGCAGUGGCGGCAUUGGCACAUUCAAGAACAGUUCUGGCCUCGGGAGCGGAAGCACAAAUGCACACCACAAUGGGGAAGAGACGAGCUAUGAGAGACGCAUGCGUCUGAAUCAACUUGCGUACUCCCGCCCACCAGACAGCAACGGUGGCACCGUUCGUCGCAUCAAACCUCCCUCAGCCUCAGCUUACGACACGUCCAAAUCCGCGCCGUCCAAUCAGAAGGGUGAGCGAUCACGUGAGCCUGUUGCAGGUCGUGAACACUCCAGCAAUGGUCACUGGUCACACAGCAAUGGCCACUCCGAGGGGGACGGAGACCUCGACAUGUUCGGCGGCCGCAUAUCUUCCAACGGCUACAGGCAUGAGGAGGAUGAUCACCUCGGCCAUGAAGCGCAAGAUUACGGAACGGACGAGGAGGUUGCUGAGGUUCAGGAAUACGACGACGCAGAUGAAGACGAGCGUUGGGAACAUCACGAAGAGCCCAACGAUGACCUCGAUUUCGAACGCGACGGCAGCGCAGGUGGCCAUACGGGCGGCAGCAGCAGUCAGCACGCAAAGACGCUCGCCGACAUUGAAGAAGAGCCAGAAACACCAUCUUCUUUACGUGGUCGCGACAGCAUCGCCCAAAGAAGAAGCAGCACUCAAAUGUCGGGUGCCGCAUCGUCGGUCGAUGAAACCGAUAUCUACGGUGGAAUCGACGACCACCAGGUGGAUCGACCUGAGCCAAUCCCGGAGCAUCCGCUUGAUCGCGAGGCCGAUGAAGACGUUCAAAGUGAAUCUGGCUGGGAGACUUGGGACGGCAAUUCUUCUUCAGCACACGGCGCUUUCGAAGACGACGCCACCGCCGCUGCAGCUCCAGCCAGCGUGAACGCUACGGUGGCGGGCGAUCAGACAGAUGAAGAAGGGUGGGAGACUGACGAACACGACGGCGAGCGGUCCCAAGCAGCUGUAGCGAAAGCUGUCAAGGAUGGCGCCACACUGGCCGCUGCUCGUCGCGUAGCGGCAGCUCGAGCCUUGCAUGAGGCUCAGAAGCGUGAUCGAGAGGAGAAAUCUAAACGCGCACGCCCCGCGCCGCAAAAUAACCAAGAGCCUCAGAGAGGUGCUCCAAAAGCCGGCAAGCUGGCGAGUGCUCUCUCUUCCGCCAAAAAUGCAGCUGUGAAGGCAGUGCCCGCUCCAAUAGCUGCGAAGUUCAACUCAGAUGGCGACGUCGCAGCCCUUGCACCACCACCGGCACCUUCUGACGGUGGGUCGUCUUCUCCCGAACUAGGUCUUCCUGGCGCUUUUCACAAGCCGUCCAAGCGACCACCUCCCAAUGUUACGGUCGUCUCGCGCCCCUCUGGCAUGACCCGUGUUGCCUCGACAGACACGCAAACAACCGUGACCAAGAAAGCAGGUCAACAGUCUCCAAAACCGAUCCAGUCUCAGCCAGUGCGCAAUGAGGUCCAGCAAGCAGCGCCAACAGGGAUCGCGGACCAAGCUGGCCCGGAAGCCGAUGGCUACAUCGAUUUCAGAAGCUAUCGAAACAACCAGCGCUUCGCUAAUCAUGCCGACGUUGCACCUCCCCGAGCAGUCAUGAUGGCUGGGCCCACCAAUGUCGGAGCACAAAGUCUGACAAGCCCCGUAACCCCAGUCUCGCCCACCAGCGCUCAAGAGCCCACAUCUAGUCAGAGACCUCAAGCAGCUCAUGUGGAGCAUGCGAAGCCAAUUACCGCCAUGACACCUUCAGCAGCCCUCAAAGCGGCCGCAAUGGCCGGAUGGACGGCUGUCAAGUCCAAGAGCUCAAGCGAUGAAGUUGACGGGAUCGAUGAUGUUCAAGAAACGCAAGAAAGCAGUUUGCCGUACACUUCUGAAAGCGAGCGAGCAUCAGUCUCGGCUUCUCAGCAGCGAGCUCGGGACCUUGUCCGUAAUGCCGCAGCCGCCUCUGCCAAGCGCAGCAGCGUUUCGCUUAAGGACGACGCCAGCGACUCGCACAGCCAAGCCCGGUCUCAGUCAAAGGAUAGAGCACGUCGCUCCGGCGACUCUGACUCGCGCAGCCGCCCAGGUCUGCCUCGCCAAGGCUCCAACGGAAGCUCGCAGUCCAAGCUCUCCAACGCUCGCUCCGUCGAUGAUUUCAAAGGGGCGCGCUCUCGUCAAACCUCUGCUGAAGGCGCCCUUUCCCCUUCGGCUGGCCUUCGCCAUGCAUUGCGCUCGCCCGAAAUUCAGUCGCCGAACAGCGUCGAGCGUCAAGUCCGGGCUCAUCCACCUUCUUCAUACUUCCCAGCGCCGCAGCGUAAGCAGGCAGCGGAAGCUGCGUCUGACUAUGGAUCUAGCAAAGAUGCUCGCAAUAGCAAUCGGCUCUCUGUCACAAGUAGCGUACCGCCCCCCGGUCGGCCUCCGCGCAGUCCCUCCCGCGACGCACUGGGCCCUCAGAACCCGGCGUCACCACCACCUCUUCCCAGUUCACCCGUGGCGAGUCCCCAUCAGCAGGACCAAGUGGAGAGUCCAGAGUCUCAGUCAGCGGACAUACUUGCGCUCUCGCCUAGGGAGCGUCUACGCCGUCUGAAUUUGCCAAACGAUCUGGACUCUGUGGCGACUCAUAUCGUGAAUGGGCGCACUCGCGGUCCCAGCGAGCCUGGUGUCUCCAGCAGGAGCCUGCACGCGGCAGAGAGCCCUCAGGUCAUCGCAGAACGAGAAGCGUCUGGCCAGAGCCCAGCCACGCAUGGUAUGGCGGGAAUGCUGCAAUCACCUGAAACUAGCUUGGACCACGGCUCUGGACGCGACAGCGGUGUCUGGCCAAAGGACGACAAGUCGCGUCGACACACAUCUGAAGACAGCACUGCACUGGCAAGUAACGUGCGCGUGAUUAGGACCGGCCAGAAGCCCUACGAGGAAGAUCAAGAAGUCUUGGAUGCCGACGCCAGAGAGGAGAGCACCCGCGCGCGUUCUGGCUCGCUGCUCAGCUUCAAGAAGGGCAAAUUGUUUGGCGAUGGUUUUACGAUGUCACUCGGGCGCAAGGCGCACAAAGAUCGCGCUAAAGAGCUCGAAAAGGCAGAGCGGAGCGGGCGCGCGAGCGCGAGCGCGAGCCAAGCACCUUCCAUCGCCGAGCUUGCUGCUGACCGCCAAAGCAUUCGCUCAUUCGCGCGUGGCAGCACUUCCAAUGACACUCGGUCGCGCACUUCAGCCUUUAGCCCUCCACAACACCCCGCUGGCGUUGACUCCGAGCGCAACAGCCUGCGAAGUACCCGCAAACGCAACAGCCAUCGUCGCUAUGAGAGCUCUACCUCAGCCAUCAUGGCAUCUGCAGCGUCAGCUCAGGCCAGCUAUGUCACGAUCACCUCCCCAACGCCACCUCCUGGCGCCUCCCAGCAGCGACGCAAAGCGGGUGGUCGCCAUUCGCGUACGAGCUCCACCGCCACCGGUGCUUCUCGCGCUGGUGUGUCAGCAAUUGCAGACUCCGUCACAGCGCCAGCGACCCCAGAGCAGACAAGAGAGCCGCGCAUGCGUUCCAGCAAAUCUGCGCCAAGCAUCAAUGCUUCGAACGCGGGGCAUCAAGCAGAGGGUGACGCCGCCGAGAAAGGAUCGCGAAGCAGCUCCAAUAGCAUCAGCCUUCCAUCGCCGACCAGCAAGGUUCUGUCAAGGCUCCCACCCGUCAGCACCGACGAGAACGACUUUGACACAUUGCCUCCGGUUGAGAAGUACGUGGCGCUGGCCGGCGUGCUCGCUGAAAUGCUCUACCCAGGAGGCAAAGCUCGCGUACAGAAGCUUGCAAAUGAGGGCGUUCGUCUACAGCGGGAGCAACGGGCAAGAGAGCUCGAAGUGGAGCGUCUCGAGGAGAAGAUUGCAUCGACUUUGCCCAGUGGCCUUGAGCGAGACACUGUCCGUGAGCUGCACGUCGCUUUCGCCACACGUACGCCGGCCAAGUUCUCGAAGAAGGACGCCAAAAAUAAUUCCUUGGACAAAGAGCAGAUCGCCGAGCUCGAGGAGAAGCUUUCCCGCCUCGAGAUCGACAUUUCGCGUCAGCGAUCGCGCUUGCGCGAUCUUGCCAAGCAGCGACCUCGACUGGCCACGAGACUUGAGGAAGAGCGCAAACGCUUCGAGAAGAUGCGACGAGUCGAGAACACACUCCGUCGCUUGAGACCAGAGGUGUUUCUCACGUUAGGCGCGGAAGCCAAGAGCGAGUUCUACCGCAGCGAAGACGGCUUGCAGCUUCAUAUCGCGGGUGGCGCAGAAGGAGUCACUACCCAGUCCGAGUAUCACGGCCAAGGCGGCGAUAUUUCAGACAGUGGCCAUCGCACACCCAUGACCACGGGCCCUUCGCCUUUGGAGGUGUAUGGCGACGAAGGCGACUACGCUGUUGGUCUGCGAACCUCAGUCAGCUUGCAGCGUGAAGCGAUGAGCGUGUUACGCUCCCACGAAAAGCUCUGCUACAGUCAGCUUCUUCUCGCAGAAGCAGCUCUGCGCAAUUGCAUUGCCGACAUCCUCGACUUGGCACUCAUCUUGGAGAGCCCGCGCAGCGAGCAGGAAGCUCAAGACGACCGCAGUGUUUCACGACGACUCAGCUUCUCGAGCUCGCGAGCAGAACAACAACGCCGAGCUCUGACGGAUGCACAGUCUUCCAUGUCGACUGGCGAAGACAUCGAGGAUGACUUUGAGCGCGUUUGCUUCUUGCGUCAAAAGGUAGAGAGUCGAGCGGCGGAAAUAGAACAGCUUGUUCGCGCCGUCUCGAGCUACUACUCCAACGCUGCUAGCGCCAGUGGCCGAGACGACCUGGACGUUGCUCCUCCUCGCGUCCGUGCACCACCGUCGGCUUGGCGAGGCGGCGAUGGCGAUGCGUCGCCACAUGCCAAAUCUCGAUCGAGAAAGACAAGCAACGACUCAAUGUCUCGUAACUUCCUCGAUCCCAGCGACGCCGAGAGCGAUGCGGAGCGCAAAGGCCGAAGCCGCUCGAACAGCAAGACUCAGAAGGACUCUGGCGAUGACACCAAGUCCAUCAGCGGCAAGUCAACUGCAAGUCAACGUCGUGUCGCGUUUCAAGCCGGCAAGAAGAACGGCAAGGAGACCGAUGCGAAUCAGGAAGCCAAUGGCAGUGGCUCUGACUCUCGCUUCUCGACUGCGCCCAACUCUCCGUCCGCUGGUGCCGCAUCCCUCGCUCCUGGUGGCGGUGGAGACGUACACUUGAUGUUCUUGCCGACAGAAACGGUCUUGAGCGCUCUGGCCCUUAUUCUUCGGAUCAUUCCUGCCCUCAGGCUGCUGUCCGUACCUCCAACCACGCCCGAGCAGCUUCGUCGCUCUGCUUUCCGCUGCGGCCAAUGGUUGCAGCGCGCCCAGAGCACCCUUCCGCAGCUCGAAGACGCUCGCGAAGCCCUCGAUGAGGUCAUCGUGCACGCUGAAGAAGCGAGCGAAAAGCUUGCCGAGAACUGCGUCAAGAGAAUGCAGGAUACGGACGAGCGCAGACGAAGCUUCUGGACAGCGAGCGCGCAAGCUGCUGUUGCUCUCAUCAUCAAUAUGCCAGCAUCCGAUAGUGACUGAACAAUAUCUACACCACCGCACGGUUUGUCACUUCGCAUUCCCUCAUCGCGCUCCUUACCUGGCCGUGAAGAGGCUCUUUUGCCUUACCUACGCUCUUUUUCCCCCUCUCUGCACUUACAUACCCCCCUUCGUGCGUCAUGUUCCCUUCGUCUUCGCUGCUUAUACACUUUGAAUCGACCUAUUGUGCACCCAAAGACACUCGUCGCGUAGAAUUUGUCGUAAUCAAGGAU